UAUGAAUCAGUAUUUGGCCACUCAUGACUCAAGUCUAAACACUUCUUUGUCUAAAUAAAAGUACUCAUUCCCAAAAGCCAAAAGAGAACCCAUUCAUAAUAAAUCAGCGUAAUUCUCAUUAUCCACUCAUGUAGAACCAAUGAAUUAAGUUACAAAUUACCUUAAAACUUGGGAAACAGAAUGGCUGGAAUCGGCUAUGGAUUCAAGUACUUCAUGUUCACAUAUUUAGACAUGAUUUUUCCAAAGAUGCUAAACCAGUCCCAGCUCCUAAUUUGUAUGAAAUCUAAUCGUUUGUUGAAAAUAAUAUUGACAAAAAGAAGGGACCCACAUUCGCCUAUAGCAGAGAUUAAAUGAAAGCCCAUGGAAUUUGGGGUUCUUUGAAUUAACUUUCUCCUGGUCCUGGUAGAUAUGCUUAAACCAAUUCCCUUGUUGAUAACAAAUUCACCUUUGGACUCAAAUCAGGCUCUUUGAAAUAGUUCAACACUCCUGGUUUCUUUACUUAAUCUAUUUCUAGGACCUGGAACUUAUGAAGCCAUUCAAAUCACAAAUCAAAAAGGAAAUCAAUAUAUCUCAAAAUUCAGAAGCUCUGGUGCUGCCAUAAUAGGCAAAGAUUAAGAUAGAUUUAAGACCUUAUAGAGUUUCAAUAUUAUUUAUCAUUAGCCUAAAAUAGUUUUCCUGAACCAGCUAGUUAUGAUAUCUCGAAUACUGGAAUCACUGGAACAGGUUUCUGCCCCAAAAAUGGAUUCAAAUCUACAGUCUAAAACUCGUUUCCAAAGGCCACACGAAAAGGACCAUUCGAUUUGGGAGCGUAGAGUCCAGGUCCUGGAAGUUAUAAAGUUUAUUCAGAAUUUGAGUGAUUUUAAUAUAGAAACAUUAAGUUAAAUUGAAUAGAAC
Paramecium octaurelia is the source of this 894-nucleotide messenger RNA. The record is from the annotation of a GenBank genome assembly. NCBI's taxonomy places the organism in Eukaryota, Ciliophora, Oligohymenophorea, Peniculida, Parameciidae.